This is a messenger RNA of Uncinocarpus reesii 1704, 1452 nucleotides long. RefSeq lists its product as uncharacterized. Gene Ontology annotation, molecular function: oxidoreductase activity, acting on paired donors, with incorporation or reduction of molecular oxygen; monooxygenase activity; heme binding. The transcript has a single exon. The record is from RefSeq and is a predicted model, not a curated record. NCBI's taxonomy places the organism in Eukaryota, Fungi, Ascomycota, Eurotiomycetes, Onygenales, Onygenaceae. Bases 1 to 1452 code for a protein of 483 amino acids.
AUGGCUGCAUCAGACGUGCGACUUGAUAUCCAACCUCCCCUCGACGGCCCCUCCCCUCCGAUCAUUCACAUUACUCGGGAAGUACGGCGGUCAGACAAGGUCAACGAUGCUUACAGCCAGGCACUGGACGAACAUGGCCCCGUUAUCAUCGUCCCCCGACACGGCCGCGACGAAUACGUUAUCGACCACCGAUACGCCCAUGAGAUUCUCACAGACACUAAGAAUUUCACAUUUGAAAAGGCCGCAUUCGACCUGCUUCACCUGGGCUUUAUAGCGCUUUUCGAUAAUGGCAUGUUUGUUCGCGACAUUGACAGCUUAGUUGAGAAGAAUGUUCAGCCGCGCAUGAACGCCAUAAUAGACCGGAUUUUUCCCGUUUUUCAGUCGUAUUUUGACCGAAUGGCCGAUGAGCUACCAAAUCCAGCCAACGACAAGACUCCCGUUGAAUGUUACAACAUCUUUUCCUGCCUUCAGAAAGCUAUUGGUCACGCCAUGGUAACAAUGAUUCUUGGGCCUUCUCACUCCUCCUCAGUGACGGCGGGCCACUUCGCUGCUGUCGCUGUUGCCAUGGCCAACAUGACCGGUAUGCACGAGAACACACACGAAUGGGCCUGGUUCCCCUGGCUGUGGGUGUUGCUCAAUGGCUUCAAAGCCGUUUUCUUCACCAUCAUCCCUCGCUUCUUCUUUUGCAUUGUCCCAUCGCUCUGGAAAAUGCGGAAACAGCACUUGGCAACUGGCCUUGCCGCCCGCCAUGGCGAAUACGUCCCCUUAUUCGACAUCCUCCUAGUAAAACACUACCACGAGAAAACCGGUUUCCGCGCGCUGGGUGGCUUCGCCUGGUGCGUUAUUCUUUGCGUCGGCUUAAUUUUUGCCUCGAUCCAUCAGACUGUUGUGGCCGGUUCCUGGAUUCUGAUCAAGCUAGCCCAGAAGCAGGAUGAGUAUCUGCCCGCGAUCCGUGAGGAAUGGGAUACCGUGGCUCCCGCAAACGAGCCGCUGAGCGUGAAAAAACUCAGUCAGCUCACGCUGCUUGACUCCUUUAUUCGUGAAGUCUUCCGGACCAAGGGUGACACCUGGGGCCCCCUACGACAGACAACGAGGCCCGUACGCAUCGGGCCGUAUGUGCUUCCAAAGAACGCAAUGUGCAUCGUUCUUAUUUCCCGCGCCCAUCAGCACCCGGACAAUUACGGGUCAGAGGGCAAAGUGUUUGACGGCUUCCAGUGGCAGAGAAAAGGACGACCGGCCGUGCAGGGCGGCGCAGACUUUUUGACAUUUGGAUUGGGAAGAUGGGCAUGUCCAGGCCGGCAGCUGGCGAUCCAUGAGAUCAAGAUCAUGCUGUAUAUGCUUUUCUCCAAGUUUGAUAUCAGGGUCAAAGACGGCAGUUUCCGGGUGCUGGAUACAAUAAACACGACUUCGGUGCCACCGGAGGCGACGUUGUUGCUGAGGAGAAGGCAAUGA